Messenger RNA from Cuscuta europaea, 1439 nucleotides. The record is from the annotation of a GenBank genome assembly. Lineage: Eukaryota; Viridiplantae; Streptophyta; Magnoliopsida; Solanales; Convolvulaceae.
ACGAAUUGGAAGAGCUAGAUUACAGUAAAGAGAAUCGGCUGUCAAUCCCGCUAACGGAUCCCCCGGAAUAUAUCACUGUGUUUUAUUUUACGGAGAAUAAAUUUGCGAUUGACCCAGCAGCCAUUCGCUGUCCUUGACUCUUCUUUGCCAAGUUCUUAUCGAGCGAGAAUACCUUCCCCUUUUCUCUUUUUGUGGUUCGGUUUUCUUAUCGAUUCCGAGUAAGGGAGUCUCUGCAUUCUAGCAGAAGAAGUUCUUGUUAAGUUAUAUCGGUGCUGUCGAUGGUUUAUGAUUGUUCUUGUGUCUGAUUAUUCAGAGAGCAGAAUGGCGCUAGCGAGCUUGAGUAACAUUGCUGACCCGGGCAAAGAGCUGCAGUUGAUGUUCUCUGUUUCUGCUGGCUUCAUCAUGUGCAAGAUAGUGUAUGACUUAACAGGUGUAGUAAGCCCUUUCUUGUAUAAGGGAUUCAUGAAACUUGAUGACAAAACUAGAGUUGAAUGGAAGAACCGUGGAUUUUCUACCUUUCAUGCUCUGGUUGUGGCUGUUGCAUCGCUGUACCUCUUGGUUGGAUCCAAUCUUUUUUAUGACAGUUCUCAAGAAGAAUUAGUUAUCAACCGGACAUCAUCUUUCUCAAACACCAUACUAGGGAUUUCUACUGGUUAUUUUCUUGUUGAUUUGGCGAUGAUUUGUUAUUAUUUCCCUGCUUUAGGCGGAUUUGAAUAUAUCUUUCACCAUGGGCUCUCAUUGUUAUCAAUUCUUCAAUCCCUUUUGAGUGGGCAAGGACUGAUAUACAUACUGAUGGUUCUGUUUUCUGAGGUCACCACUCCAUUUGUUAACUUGAGAUGGUACCUGGACGCAGCUGGUCAGAAAAGCUCUAAACUUUACCUUUUAAAUGGGGUGGCUUUGUUUUUUGGGUGGCUGGUAGCAAGGAUAAUUUUGUUCAUCUACUUUUUCUACCACAUGUUCACCCACUUUGAUCAGGUCAAGAAAGUGUUUCUGAUAGGCUUCUAUACCUUGCUGCUAGUGCCUCCUGUGUUGACAGCGAUGAAUGUAUUCUGGUUUACUAAAAUUGCCAAGGGUAUGGUGAAAACGCUGGCAAAGGCUCAACACAACAGAUAACCUUUUGUCCAGUUCUCCCUUCAUGGAUGAUACAACAAAAGAAUGAGUUGUCUUUCCACUGGGGUUUCUUUGAAUGCUAGUAGCAGAAAAGUAAUUUUUGACAUGCCAAGUGGACUUUAGUUGACUGUAGAAAUUUGGGGUUAUAGUGUGCUGCUGUAUAAUGAUAGUCUCACAUUGAACAAUUUUCUAAUACAAGGUAUUUUAAUCCGGUUGUAUGGGGUGUAUGUUUUUCCCUACGAAGGAUGUUUGAAGUUUGCCUACUCUUAACAUGGUUCAAUAGAAAGUGCUAUAGUUAAGUUUGGUUCUCAUGAUCGUAAUUAUAAGAA